Molecule: messenger RNA, 547 nt
Organism: Suhomyces tanzawaensis NRRL Y-17324
Lineage: Eukaryota; Fungi; Ascomycota; Pichiomycetes; Serinales; Debaryomycetaceae
Exons: 1
Coding region: 252-419 (55 amino acids)
Source: RefSeq, a predicted model, not a curated record
CACGCUUAAACUCGUAACACAAUACUCCAUCUCUUAUUGUGAUGAUCGUAGUCGCACUUGGCUCAAGGCUCAGGACGCAAGAAUUGGGGGAUUGGGGUUUGGUGCUAUGACCAAGCUUGCAGAUUGAAAUCCAGCCUAACCAUCGUUUGACGUAGGGGAGUGGUGGCCAGAUCAAUUACGCCCUGCAUGUGUCGACGUAAAUGUAAAAAUGGCCUCACUACCAGUAUACUCGCCGAAUUGAGUUAUUAAGAAUGAAAUUGGGCAGUUGCGGUGGCUGGGUAUUGUAUUUUAAGAGUACUGAACCACUACGCGAAGAAUGGUUGGUCAAUUUGAGAACAUAUGAUUACAUUUUGUUCCAUCACGAAAUUAAUAGAGCCGUAUACCACACUGAAGCCCUGGACAGAGAUUUUAUGAAAUAGAUAAAGUAAAUUGCGCGCUGCACAGCUUAACGUACAGUGGAGUAACACUUGAAGCAAAACCCGUUAUGAUCAAGAAUUUGAACGGGAAAUCUCAGCCGUCACACUGGAUCACUGGCCUUUCCCUGAUU